AUGGGUCGAAUACGUAUUCAACUGGCUAGAGGAAGAAGUGUAGCCCCAGUUGUACCAAAAGGUACAAAGAGAAAGUUGGAUGAGUUGGAGGAGCUUGCCGAGUUGGCAAUGGAGUACCGCCGUGUGUACAAGCGCACGGCGGUUAACAAACCGUUCAAGAAGUCUCCCCUCGGUUGUGAAGAAGACGGGGAUCUCGGGCAGGCGCCAAAGAAACCUGCGCAAGUACUUUCAGUUGGUGCGGUAACCACUGGAACGAAGCGGGGCUGCCCCGAGGACUUUGACGAAGACGAACGCGUCCCAAAGCGCGUCCUUCGUCAGAUCCUCGCUGAUUACGAGGAACCCGUCCAGAAGGGCAAGACGGGCCUUCCAUUGUCGAAGGCCCUCUACAGACGGGUUCUGAGUCAGGAGACCCAGGCGGCGGCGGUCCUGGCUAUCACAGGGUGCCUCCACCCUAGAAAGUGUGAGGCAGUAAAGCCAGAAGAGGACGCCGCCGCUGUUACCGCCGUCUUCCAGGUGCCACCAUCAGCAGCAUCAUCAUCAGCAGCAGCAUCAUCAGCAGCAGCAUCAUCAGCAGCAGCAGCAUCAGCAGCAGCAGCAGCAUCAUCAGCAGCAGCAUCAUCAGCAGCAGCAGCAGCAGCAUCAGCAGCAGCAGCAGCAGCAGCAUCAUCAGCAGCAGCAGCAGCAGCAUCAGCAGCAGCAGCAGCAGCAGCAUCAUCAGCAGCAGCAGCAUCAUCAGCAGCAGCAGCAUCAUCAGCGGCAUCAUCAACAACAUCAACAACAUAAAAACCAGCGCUUUUGGUCUGGAGAUUCUUUUCUCAAGAGCGGGAAAAAAAAGAUGAAGAAUCUCCAGACCAUCCCCGGCAGAAGCAGAAGUUACUCCAAUUAACUUCUUUAUAUACCUUAUAGCAACAGGAAGCAACAGAUACCAAUCUACUAACAAGCAACAGACUAAUCUACUAACAAGCAACAGUUACUAACCUACUAACAAGCAACGGGAACUAACCUACUAACAAGCAACGAGAACUAACCUUACUGGCAACUAACUUGAUUAGCAGAAACAGAAACAAAAUCCGAAACCUGGAUCAGUAUUAGGAUCAGUAUUAGGAUCAGUAUUAGGAUCAGUAUCAGGAUCAGUAUCAGGAUCAGUAUCAGUAUCAGGAUCAGUAUUAGGAUCAGUAUCAAGAUCAAGAUCAAUGCCAGGGUCAUGGAUAAGGAUAUGAUUAGGAUCAGGGUCAGGGUCAGGGUCAGGACCAGAAGGAAGGAAGGAUAGAUAAAAUAAAAAAUUAGAAUAUAUAUAUAUAUAUAUAAAUAAAUAUUAUUUAUUUUAUUAUUUAUUUUAUUAUUAUUAUUAUUAUUAUUAUUAUUAUUAUGAGAGAAAUAUAUCUAUUUUACAAUUGCGGCAACAUAAG
Molecule: messenger RNA, 1409 nt
Organism: Phycomyces blakesleeanus NRRL 1555(-)
Lineage: Eukaryota; Fungi; Mucoromycota; Mucoromycetes; Mucorales; Phycomycetaceae
Exons: 4
Coding region: 1-783 (260 amino acids)
Source: RefSeq, a predicted model, not a curated record